Lichtheimia ornata is the source of this 381-nucleotide messenger RNA. RefSeq names its product holo-[acyl-carrier-protein] synthase. The coding region runs from base 1 to 381 and encodes 126 amino acids. Gene Ontology annotation, molecular function: holo-[acyl-carrier-protein] synthase activity; magnesium ion binding. NCBI's taxonomy places the organism in Eukaryota, Fungi, Mucoromycota, Mucoromycetes, Mucorales, Lichtheimiaceae. The transcript is spliced from 3 exons. The record is from RefSeq and is a predicted model, not a curated record. Gene Ontology annotation, biological process: fatty acid biosynthetic process.
AUGACGAUACUUGGUAUUGGGGUUGAUAUUGUGCACCUCCCACGAAUAGCGGCACUGAUUGCAAGACGAGGCCGAGAACCAUUAGCAAAACGCAUUCUUAGUCCUGACGAGUAUACCGAAUUCCUACAGCGAUGUUCCAGUGAUCGCAAUAUCGAGCAGCAAGUAAUGUACCUUGGAUCGAGAUGGUGCAUCAAAGAGGCGACAUACAAGGCGUUAUUCCCCGUGCAUAAACUUGAAUGGAAGCAAGUGACAGUUGCCAAAGAUCAGGGAAAACCAAUGCUUCGUAUCCUAAAUAGUGAGGCAUAUGGCAUUCGAAAAGCACAUGUAUCACUCUCCCAUGACACGGACUACGCCGUUGCCCAGGUUAUUCUCGAAUCAUGA